Morone saxatilis (striped sea-bass) is the source of this 1995-nucleotide messenger RNA. RefSeq lists its product as uncharacterized. Bases 111 to 1970 code for a protein of 619 amino acids. Lineage: Eukaryota; Metazoa; Chordata; Actinopteri; Moronidae. Gene Ontology annotation, molecular function: DNA-binding transcription factor activity; RNA polymerase II cis-regulatory region sequence-specific DNA binding. Gene Ontology annotation, biological process: regulation of transcription by RNA polymerase II. The record is from RefSeq and is a predicted model, not a curated record. The transcript has 3 exons.
CAACAUGUGCAGUAUUACUCAUUGUUUUGAAGCGCAGUGUCUGCCAUAUUGAAACCGCUCGUAUAAAGCUAACCCGUCGAUCCGGCGACAGCAGCGGUUUGUUUCCACCCAUGGACAAAGACAAGAGUAGCGACAUUCAUGCUCAGUGUUCCUGGAUGGAGAUGCAUCAGUUCAUUGACCUCAUCACAUCUGGAAACGCCUCCAAGGAUCAGCCAGAUGUGUUAAACGCGGCGUGGGGCGUGGCUGCUGCCGGUGGCGGGAGUGAGGCUCUGGGGUUCAAAGGUGCUUCACUGGAACCUCUACAGCAACCAAGACCUGCCCGGGAUAAGUCAGAGACGGAGCCGGGCCGACAGAUCCAGCCCGGGGCGCCACAGAGGAAGCGAGAGACCAGAGACAGCAGAGAAGAUCUGCAUUAUGCCUGCACCUGCCCCGGCUGCCCUUACUCCACUUCCCCGUCUUCCUUUGACAUUUUAAAACCCAGACAGUCUUUGUCCUCGCCGCCACGCCCGGACGCGGUAUGCCACCACUUACCGGACACCGAACCGAGCAGCAGCACCGCCAGAUCCGAGCCAGAGAGCACGACGACCAGCCGACCGCAGAGGGACGAGGCAGACAGAGGGACUCGGAGCCCAGACCACAACUCCGACUCUCCACCCUCCAGAGCGUCCUCGGGCUCCUUGUCCCACCUCUCUAUGUUUCCCUGCUUGUGCUGCCAUCGCAGCCUCCAGGCCUGCAGCCAGAUCCUGAGCCAACAGGAAGGUGCAGACUCCCCGUUUUCUCACACCCACGCCCAUCAUCAUUUUCAUCACCACCACUGCCCCGUCACCUCUUGUUUACCCUGCCCUCAGCUUUCCCACUCCCAUCCUCCACAGAUCUCUGCCCCCUUUCCCUGCUUGCCUUGCCAGCGCUCCUUUCCCACCUGCACCCAGGUGUGCCCCCACCAGCAAAGACAAACGCACGCUCAGCAGCAAGAGGAAAGAGGCAGGGCGGCUACGGGCAUGUUGUCGCUACACCUCUGUAUGCACUGCUCCGCUUCUUUUUCCAGACCGUCUCAGUUGCUGCAGCACCAGCGCUCCGAGCACGCCCACAAACCGGCCGGCUUUCUGUGCACGGAGUGCGGCAGGACCUUCAACUCACACAGCAACCUCCGCAUACACCUCAACGUGCACACCGGCGCCCGGCCCUACUCCUGCUCCGAUUGCGGGAAGAGUUUUAGCCAGUCGGGGGCUCUGAAGAUCCACAGGCGCAUACACACCGGGGAAAGGCCGUACUCCUGUGGAUUCUGUGGCAGGGGGUUUCCACAUCUGGCAGGAGUCCGCGCCCAUCAGAGGACCCACACGGGAGAGAAACCCUACCGUUGCAGCCAGUGUGGGAAAUGUUUCACCCAGUCCGGAGCUCUUAAGAUUCACACCCGCAUCCACACAGGAGAGAGGCCCUUCAUCUGCAGCCUCUGUGGGAAAGGCUUUUCCAACCGCUCUGGGAUCCGCUUUCACUACCGCACAGUGCACGGUCUGGCCCCCGAGCAGGCUGGAGAAGCUGGAGCUGGGGGUGCAACUCGGGGACCAGCAGGCCGUGGUUAUCCGCCCGGGCGUCCCAGGACUUUUCCUCCGCCCGGCGUUGGGGUGAACACACCCAACAGCCCGGAUAGCAACUCGCAUACCGCUCCAAAUUCCAGAGAUUCCCCUGUGUCAACUGCUGCUCAUCCCGGCUCGGCUCUGCUCGGCAGCAACGAGGGCAAAUCUCAGCCAGAGGGAGCCAAUCCAGGCAGUAACAGAGAGGGGCUUCUGUACGCAUGUGAGGACUGUGGCCUGUGUUUUAAGGAUGCCCCGUCCAGGAACAGACACCAGACUCUGAUGCACUACUCCUCUGAGGGGAGAGAGGAGGAGGAGGAGGAGGAGGAGGAGGAGGGGAAGAGGCAGAGGAAAGAGUUGAGCAUAAACGAGAGGGUCCAUGAUAACAGUGGAGAGUGAAUGAAUGUUGGUACAUGAUUUAAAA